AUGGCUGAAACUCAUGAAAAUUCUAAAGUGGUGGAAAUAUGUGCAACGGAAGGGCUUUUGGAGAAGUUCAAAACUGCGAAUGAAGUUCUCGAGGGGGUGCAGAAAGGUUUGGAGGACUAUUUAGAAUCUAAACGGGCACUUUUCGCGCGAUUUUAUUUCCUGGCUAAUGAGGAGCUGUUGGAAAUCUUAUCGCAGACUAAGGACCCCACGAGAGUUCAGCCAUUCUUGAAUAAAGUUUUCGAAGCGAUGAAUAAAUUGUCAUUCGAAGGUGACAAUGAGAUUACGCAGAUGCACUCAGCUGAGGGUGAAAAAAUAGACUUGGUGACGCCCGUGGUGACACGUGGAAUGAAUGUCGAGACGUGGAUGUCUGGCGUGGAGAGGGAGAUGAGGGAAGCAGUGAGGAAUGUGUUGUUGAGGGCUGUGGUCAGUUAUGGAGAGGGGCCUCGGGAGCAGUGGGUCCUCGAUCAUGCGGCGCAAGCGGUCCUGAAUGGCUCGCAAGUGCACUGGACUAAGGAG
Messenger RNA from Perkinsus marinus ATCC 50983, 516 nucleotides. RefSeq lists its product as hypothetical. The transcript has a single exon. The record is from RefSeq and is a predicted model, not a curated record. The annotation marks the transcript as partial. Gene Ontology annotation, cellular component: dynein complex. Gene Ontology annotation, molecular function: dynein light intermediate chain binding; minus-end-directed microtubule motor activity; dynein intermediate chain binding. Gene Ontology annotation, biological process: microtubule-based movement. Lineage: Eukaryota; Perkinsozoa; Perkinsida; Perkinsidae.